Molecule: messenger RNA, 1581 nt
Organism: Ascochyta rabiei
Lineage: Eukaryota; Fungi; Ascomycota; Dothideomycetes; Pleosporales; Didymellaceae
Product: ethionine resistance protein
Exons: 2
Coding region: 1-1581 (526 amino acids)
Biological process (GO): xenobiotic detoxification by transmembrane export across the plasma membrane
Cellular component (GO): membrane
Molecular function (GO): xenobiotic transmembrane transporter activity; antiporter activity
Source: RefSeq, a predicted model, not a curated record
AUGGAGAACGAUGACAAGGCUCCGUCUUGGAUUCCAAGACUGUUCAAAACAACUUCGAGUACAAAGGCAGGCAUGAAACCAAACGAAAGGUCACCCCUCCUUCCGCCAUCACAGCAGGAGGAGUGGUCGACGGCCGAAAGCUACGAGCUCGAAGAUGGUUCUAACACCAGGCUUCAGCUUGUGCUGCAAGAGUUUUGGGUGUUGUUCAAGGGAUCCAUCCCGGUGGUCCUAGCAUACGCCCUUCAGAACUCCCUGCAGACAGUGUCAGUGCUGAUUGUAGGGCGCCUGUCACCAGAAGCUCUUGCGACAGCUGCAUUCUCCUACAUGUUCGCUAUGGCUACCGGAUGGCUCGUUGCUCUUGGAGGCACUACGGCAAUUGACACCCUUGCCUCUGCAAGUUUUACAGGAAGCAAGAAUCGCCACGAUCUAGGUAUCAUCCUGCAGCGCGCUUUCGUGGUGCUCUUACUGUUCUACAUACCUAUUGCUAUCCUUUGGGUUUGCUCGGCUCCAUUGUUCAGGGCUUUGGGUCAAGAGGAGUACAUUGCACGAGAUUCAGCAAAGUUUCUUACAGUCCUCGCUCCAGGUGGAAUCGGCUAUAUCUUCUUUGAAGCUCUGAAGAAAUACAUGCAAGCCCAAGAAAUCAUGCGGCCAGGUACCUACGUCCUCUUGAUCACUUCCCCACUCAGUGCAGGACUGAACUACCUCUUCGUUUACACCUUUGAUAUGGGGCUCCUCGGCGCACCGCUCGCUACCGGAAUUGCCUAUUGGGCUUCAUUCCUACUUCUCCUCGCAUAUGCACGCUUUGUCAAUGGAUGGGAAUGCUGGGGAGGGUGGGAUCGCAAGUGCUUGCAGAAUACCUGGGUCUUUGCACGCCUAGCCUUUCUUGGUGUCAUCCAUGUCGGCACUGAAUGGUGGGCAUUCGAAAUUGUCGCUCUGGUUGCAGGAAAGCUCGGGACAAUACCGCUGGCUGCACAGAGCGUCAUUAUGACCACCGAUCAGGUCAUGAACACAAUUCCGUUUGGAGUCGGAGUCGCUACAUCCUCACGAGUCGGUAAUCUUCUGGGUGCUCGCAACGCCAAAGGCGCCGCAAGAGCAGCUAACACGGCAGCAGUUUUGAGUAUGGUUCUGGGCGCACUCGUUCUGGCUGUUCUCAUGGGAGUCAAAGACUUCUACGCAAAGAUUUUCAACGACGACAUCGAGGUCAUUCGGCUGACUGCGAAAGUCAUGCCGUAUGUGGCUCUCUUCCAGAUUGCAGAUGGACUCAACGGAAGCUGCGGCGGGGCUCUGAGGGGUAUGGGCAGACAACACGUCGGAGCGACCGUCAAUAUUGUCAGUUAUUACUGUGGAGCUUUGCCACUCGGCAUCUGGCUUGCCUUCAAUGGUUGGGGGUUGGCCGGCUUGUGGGUCGGCCAAUGCAUUGCUCUCUAUCUCGUAGGCUUUGCCGAGUGGGCCAUCGUGGCGUGGAGCAACUGGGAUCACCAAGUCAAGAAGGCUUUUGAGAGAAUGGAUUCGGAUGACCGUGCAGAGUUGGGCGUCUCGGAAGAAGUCGUAACGAACACCAUUCACAACCAGAGAUUGUAG